Molecule: messenger RNA, 1815 nt
Organism: Symbiodinium sp. CCMP2456
Lineage: Eukaryota; Dinophyceae; Suessiales; Symbiodiniaceae
Source: the annotation of a GenBank genome assembly
AUGCAGGCCUACAGCUUCCUGGCCUACAGUCUCAUCCCGAACUUGCAGGUCUUCAGCCGUCAGUUGGAAGCCCCGGUGGGGCGCGGCUAUUUCCAGGCGAACUCAUCGCAGAUGCAUCCAACUUCUUCGGCCCGGGUGGCUCUGCUCAUAGUGAGCCUGGGAGACUGGGCUAAGACUGGAUUUCUGACCCUCUGGAGUGUUCUCCAACAUCGGACAGCCAGUCUGCGCGUGGUGGUGCUUGGGGACGAACCGGGGUUGCGUGCAUGGCAACUUGCGGUCCAGGAACUCAAAGACCAAUUUCAGAAGUUUGAGGGUGUGACUUUUGAGUACAUCAACUUCAACGACCAUCCGCAGUUCUCCAUGUACCUCGAGAAGUACCCCACGCAGACUUGUAGCUUCGGUGCUGCCGGGAAGGCCAUCCUUGCGCGGGUAGUAUGCCAUCUCCUGCUACCACCGGACGUGGACAAGAUCAUUUCGAUAGAUGUGGGUGACAUCAUCCUGCUUGACGACAUUGCAAGCCUUUGGAAGGAGUUCGACAACAUGCAGGAACACCAUGUGUUGGCAGCACCCCACGCAGUUCAAUUGCACCAUGUGAAUGCUGGCGUGGUGCUCUACUACGUGGCGAGGAUGCGCCAGCGUAACUUCGCCGAAGAGACCUUGCGGGCUGUGAACGACAUGCAACGCCGUGCUCCCGACCCGACUUGCCUCCGGGACCAGUCCAUCAUCAAUGUGCUUCAUGGCCAUCGGGAAGACUUUGGCUACGCUGGGCCCAGCCCGGUGAUGAUCCUUCCCUGCCGCUGGUCGGUCUUUCCGACCACCGAGUGGCUCUCCUAUUGGAACAGCCCUGAGAAGUGGCUAGACGAGCUUCGCGACAAGCGCCGCUAUCCUGGGAUCAUCUCCAUACACCAUGUUGAGGUUUUCUGCCCCGACGACAUGGAUCUCCUGUCGGCUUGGGCUUUCUUGCCGCUGAAGUCCACGGAGGACGAAUCCAAGCAAACACGAAUGCGUCUCUAUGCACACUACCACGGUACGAAGCAGGAGCGAUACUGCUCGAAUGAGCGGACUCAACGCUGCUGCCGCUGUGGGGAGCGCGCCUCCUUGCUGCACAUCCCAGGGGACAUGAAGAAUUGGCAGGCCAUGCGCGCACUUCUGCAAGCAUAUAUGCCACCGUGGAAGGAGGCCCCCGACGACCCCUUGCUCAAUCCGUCCUCGAAGGUAUGGUCUGGUGGUGAGACUCGCAUCCAGCAAAUAAUUUCAGACACCGGCCAACAAGCUCUUCUGGUUGCGAAAGCCAUGGGACUGGAAGCGGUCUUCGAGUCAUGUGCUACGCUGAACUCACAGGGCUCCGAGGAUGGCUACCUGGAGUAUGCAGCUGUGCAGCUGCGCAAGCUCGAGCUUCCGGUGCGGAUUGAUGUGGAGACCACGGCCACGGGUGAUGCCUUCGUGCUCCUUGGGGUGGGUUCUCACUCCGGUGUCGAGCUUGCCAUCAACGAAGGACGCAGCUCUGGAUGCUGCUUGCGAUGGGUGCGCAGCGCCGCCGCAUCUGAAGAUGGCCCCGCGUGGACACAGAGGCAAGAUAUCUACUGCACACCUUAUCGACUACUUGGCCGAAAUGAGGGCAGCGAAUCCUGGGCGAGCUUUUCAAUGGCGCUCGACCUCGACGGCUUGAUCAACAUCACUUUCGCCGGAGGAGAUAUGGAGUUUGGCAUGUUCUUGCCGUCCCCAUUUAUGCACAUCCUUUUUCAGCACAACCUGACAGUCAGUGUUGCUGGCUACCAUACUCCAGCCCGGUGGUUGGUGUGCGCAGAGCCCUGA